AGACGGUUUAAAGCGCAUCUCGCCUGUGGUUCUACUUGCUGCAACAAGCCCCACACCGCCCUGUACAUUGCUGCACUUUUCCGUCACUGGAGCCCCAAGUCUCAUGUAAAUGGAGCCUCAUGAACUCGGCAUACUGUCGGCGAGGUUAAAAGAAAGCAAGCCAAACCCGAAUUAAAAAUGCCGAGUGACUUCCGUCUUGGUUUUUAGCAUGCUCUUUACGUGGCUUUAUAAUGAUAGUUGACGUUAGCGGCGAAGCGUUGAGUUAAUCCUGUCGACUAUCAACUAAUGGCGCUCACAGCUAAAUACAUCAACUUGGAUUAGCCUCGAUGCUUUGCUGAAUAACAUAGUAGUUCAUAUUCUGUAUUAGCCAUUAGCAGUGGACCUAAGACAUUUCGAUGUUUAACCGUAUCCCGAGUAUGAUUCAUCUGGUGGUUUGAUGGGGCUUUCAAGGACCAUGAUGCCGUCAAAGUUCCAGCUUUUGGCUGUUUUGGCAUUUGCAGUGUCGAUGCUCUUUAUUGAGAACCAGAUCCAGAAACUGGAGGAGUCACGAGCUAAACUCGAACUUACCAUCGCCAGACACGAGUUGGCUGAAGUAGAGCAGCGUCGCAAUGAAGACAGCGGGCGGGAAACGUCCCCAUUGGCAGAAAAGGACGACAUGGUCAUCAUCUACAACAGAGUGCCCAAGACGGCCAGCACGUCCUUCACUAACAUCGCCUACGACCUUUGUGGGAAGAACCGCUUCCACGUCCUGCACAUCAAUACCACCAAAAACAAUCCUGUCAUGUCAAUACAGGACCAGGUGCGCUUUGUCAGGAAUGUCACCUCAUGGAGAGCGAUGAAGCCCGGCUUCUACCACGGCCAUGUAGCUUAUCUGGACUUCUCAAAAUAUGGGGUGAAGGGUAAGCCCAUGUACAUAAACGUGGUGAGGGACCCCAUAGAGCGCCUGGUGUCGUACUACUACUUCUUACGUUUCGGAGACGACUACAGACCCGGGCUUCGACGAAGGAAACAAGGAGACAAAAAGACCUUUGACGAGUGUGUGUCAUCGGGGGGGUCUGACUGUGCUUCUGAGAAACUCUGGCUGCAGAUCCCCUUCUUCUGCGGCCAACAUUCAGAGUGCUGGAAUGCAGGCAGUAGAUGGGCCCUGGAACAGGCCAAGUACAACCUGGUGAAUGAGUACCUGCUCGUUGGAGUAACUGAGGAGCUGGAUGACUUCAUCAUGAUCCUGGAGGCAGCACUGCCGCGCUUCUUCAAGGGAGCCACAGAGCUCUACAGAACAGGAAAUAAGUCCCAUCUGCGAAAGACCACUGAAAAGAAGCCCCCCAGCAAAGAGACAAUAGCCAAGCUGCAGGAGUCUGACGUCUGGAAAAUCGAAAAUGAGUUUUACGAGUUUGCACUGGAACAGUUUCAGUUUGUGCGUGCUCACGCUGUCAGGGAAAAAGAUGGAGAACUUUAUGUCCUGGCUCAGAGCUUCUUCUAUGAAAAGAUCUACCCCAAAGUGAACUAAAAAGUGCAGCCAGAACAGAGACUAGGGCUGCACACGGACUUUCCAGGACUAGAAGUCCUUUACACGGGGAGGAAGUUCCUCAAGUGAUGCUGGUGAAUGCUCCAAUGCUCUUCCUGACCCUGUUGCAGUACACACAAUCCCUUUCAGACUGUACAGUUGACUUUCUAUGAGGAAUGUGUCUAAUUUAUUUUUAUUGCUGGUGCAGCUGUUGAGAGAACUUAACAUGGAUUUAAACCGUCAGUGUGGACGGUGAGAAAGAAUUCAAACCCAGAGCAGGGGAGGAAUCAUUACUGGAUGUGAUGCAUCUCGACACCCAAGAGCAGCAUUUGAUUUAUGAAGUUAUGGUGCCUUUUAUCACAAUUUAUUUUGCCAUUCAUUUGAUCCCAUAAUCAUGAUUUCUUUUUGUAGAACAUCACAUUUAUUGGCUCUUUCUAUUCUUAGAGAAUUCCCUUCUCUGAGUUGUUGAUCAUGUCUAACGUGUGUAUUUGUGUCAUACUCAUGAUGAUAAGCAGGAAGUACCUUGGAACAUUGAUGUCCUGAAAUAAUUGAUCAUUUUGGAUUGUGUUAAUACAUUUGGCAUACAUUUGA
This is a messenger RNA of Cottoperca gobio, 2095 nucleotides long. It is a transcript of the gene hs2st1b, whose product is annotated as heparan sulfate 2-O-sulfotransferase 1b. The record is from RefSeq and is a predicted model, not a curated record. NCBI's taxonomy places the organism in Eukaryota, Metazoa, Chordata, Actinopteri, Perciformes, Bovichtidae. The transcript has 7 exons. Gene Ontology annotation, molecular function: heparan sulfate 2-sulfotransferase activity. Gene Ontology annotation, cellular component: membrane. The coding region runs from base 437 to 1507 and encodes 356 amino acids.